AUGUGUAUUCUAGCACCAACAUAUAUUCCGCGUGGUUUUCGCUUUUUACAAGUGUUGGAUGCUACAACAGUACAGUUUGCAUGGGAACCUCCAUUGACUGCUGAUGAAGUUAAUAUUCGCGGCUCUCUUAAAGCUUAUCAAAUUGAAAUGUUUCGACUUGAUGAUCCUGAAAAUUCUCUUCGUGUUAUAUCGAAUAUUUCACCGCAUCAAACUGGAAUAAUACUUUUUAAUGCUCCAGCAAAUGGUCUAGUUGGUGCACGAAUUCGUAUCGAAACUGAUCGCUAUUUAGGACCGACAAGUCCUGUUAUAGAAUUUCGAACACGAGAAGGACGUCCAGGUCCAGUUACUAAUUUACGUGGUUUACAAUAUGCUGGUAAUGGAAUUUUACUCUUCUGGGAACCACCCGAUGAACCAAAUGGUUUUGUAAUUGGUUAUCAAAUUGAUUAUAAAACGAUCGAAAGUAUUGUUGCUCAACCAGGUCUCGAUCAACCUUCAAUAAUAAUUCAAGAUCGUAAUCAAUUCAGUUAUCUGAUUGGUGGACUCAAACCACAUACAAAAUAUCGUGUUCAAGUACGAGCACGCACUGUAGCUGGUCUUUCAAUAAGUCCAGCUAUGCUUGAACUGACAACCAAUCACAGUCUUGUACCAUCGAAACCAAAAUUCUUUGUUUCAUAUCGAGCAACAACCUUCUUUAAUGUUUCAUUUGAUCCAAACGCUAUGGCUAUUCAUGGUAGUCUUUAUUAUGUGCAAUAUAAAGAAGAUGAAAGAGAUGGUGAAUCAAUAUUUAAACGAACAUAUGUUGUAUCAAAUGAUCAUACUAUUAUUGUCAGUCCACUUGAACCUGGUAAAACGUAUAUAGCAAUAUUAGUUGCUGGUGAUGGUAUACGUGCUGAAACUAAAAGUGAUCCUCAAUUGGUUUCAACACUUGGCAAAGAUCGUGGUCCACGAGUUACUAAUGCCUCUUGGUUUAUUGGUCUCCUUGUUUCACUAGCCAUUCUUAUUAUUGUUGUAAUUGUUGUUUGUGGUCUCAUGACACAAAAAGGUGGAAAAUAUUCAAAAUUGGAACAAGAUGCAUUCACCCAUGAUGAUGACGGCAAAUUCAAUGAUUAUAAUCAAGCACCAAGCGAUUCAUCAACCAAGCAUAGCCAAUCAUCAUUACAUGAUUCCACGGCAGAACUAGAUGCCGAUAAACGACGCACUUAUUUAGUUAAGUAUGGCGAAAGUGACGGUCAGAAUGAAGAUCCAAACAAUUUUUCAACUGCUGUAUAG
Molecule: messenger RNA, 1269 nt
Organism: Rotaria socialis
Lineage: Eukaryota; Metazoa; Rotifera; Eurotatoria; Philodinida; Philodinidae
Source: the annotation of a GenBank genome assembly